Messenger RNA from Ochlerotatus camptorhynchus, 762 nucleotides. Its product is annotated as pre-mRNA-splicing factor ATP-dependent RNA helicase DHX16-like. The coding region runs from base 1 to 762 and encodes 253 amino acids. Gene Ontology annotation, molecular function: helicase activity; RNA binding. The record is from RefSeq and is a predicted model, not a curated record. Gene Ontology annotation, cellular component: catalytic step 2 spliceosome; intracellular anatomical structure. Lineage: Eukaryota; Metazoa; Arthropoda; Insecta; Diptera; Culicidae. The transcript has a single exon.
AUGGUCGUACUGGCCACCAACAUCGCCGAGACAUCACUAACCAUCGAUAACAUAAUGUACGUGAUCGAUCCGGGCUUUGCAAAGCAAAAUAAUUUUAACUCCAGAACCGGAAUGGAGACCCUGAUGGUCGUGCCCAUUUCGAAAGCGUCUGCCAAUCAACGUGCAGGUCGAGCAGGGCGCGUUGCCCCUGGCAAGUGCUUUCGUCUGUACACAGCCUGGGCAUACAAACACGAGCUGGAAGACAACACCGUCCCGGAAAUUCAGCGCAUAAACCUGGGCAAUGCCGUGCUAAUGCUCAAAGCUCUUGGAAUCAACGAUUUGCUUCAUUUCGAUUUCCUCGAUCCUCCACCACAUGAAACGUUGGUUUUGGCAUUGGAGCAACUUUACGCCCUAGGGGCAUUGAAUCACCACGGUGAACUGACCAAACUUGGACGACGGAUGGCGGAAUUUCCGGUCGAUCCCAUGAUGGCAAAAAUGCUGCUUGCUAGUGAAAAGUACAAAUGUUCCGAGGAGGUGGUGGCCAUCGCUGCAAUGCUAUCGGUGAAUGGAGCCAUCUUCUACCGACCGAAAGAUAAAAUCAUCCACGCAGAUACGGCCCGGAAGAACUUCAACCACAUGCACGGGGACCACUUGAGUUUGCUGCAGGUCUACAACCAAUGGGCCGAAUCGGACUACAGCACUCAGUGGUGUUACGAAAAUUUCAUUCAGUUCCGUUCGAUGAAACGAGCUCGCGAUGUCCGGGAGCAGCUGGUUGGGGGUUAA